Sipha flava (yellow sugarcane aphid) is the source of this 2389-nucleotide messenger RNA. It is a transcript of the gene Tes, whose product is annotated as testin. Lineage: Eukaryota; Metazoa; Arthropoda; Insecta; Hemiptera; Aphididae. The coding region runs from base 501 to 2165 and encodes 554 amino acids. Gene Ontology annotation, molecular function: zinc ion binding. The transcript is spliced from 6 exons. The record is from RefSeq and is a predicted model, not a curated record.
UCGAAAUAUGUACCAUGAUUGGUAAGGAAAGGCCAGGUAUGAAGAAAGUUUAAACAUGAGUUGAACGGUGGAGGGAGCCGUUCGUUGUGCGUCCACCAACCGUACACCGCAGUCGUGCUCAGCCAUCCCCGCCGCGACAAUAUUUGUUGAAGUGCUGACACAAUACAACCGUCAUCUGCUUAUCGGCAUCGAGUGGCAAUAUGGAAUGCGGCAAUUGCUUGUGGCCGGCUGUAUAGGAAUGUCGCACUGACGUCAUCGUCUCGCAUCUUCCCACCGCUGCACGUAUCGUUCAUUCGCGGAUCACUACCGGUGAUUCAUCGUCGAGUUAUCCGUCACUUGGCCUCGGGUUGCCCGUCGUAGUAAGUUCUAAGUAGUUGCCACUAGUCGUCGACGAGUGCCCAACACUUUCAGCAGCAGCAGCGCAUACGCAUCGGACGUCCUGUCCUCACUGUUCGCCGACCAGCCGCGACCGAGUAACCGUUACACCGAAAACACUCGCUAUGGCCAUGGAACCGGAAGAACACUUCAAGACGCCUGAAUGGGUUUCGCGGUUGGAGAACAAACAUAAAAAAUAUCAUAAAUUAGCUCAUGAAAUUGGAUCUGGUUCAAGUUGUUUAAAAUGUGAAGAUGCAUGUCCUGGCUUGGAUUUACAUUUUUGGCGAAAGGUUUGUAAAAACUGUAAAUGUAAAAGAGAAGAACACAGUAUUGCAGAUGAUGAUGAGUAUAAACAGUUGGAUAUUUUAUUUAAUGAUUCUAAAUCAAAUUACCAACCAGUUAAAGCAGUGUUGAAUAUGAUUAUUAAACCUGAUGGUGAUCAUUUUGUUAAAAAACUAGAAACUGAUCAAAAUCAAAACACAUAUAAAUUUGAUUGGGUUCCACCAAAUGUUCAUAAAGAUCUUGCUUCAGAAUAUAUGCAAUUGUUACCAUCUGAUAAGCUACCAAUUAGUGGCAGUGAAGGAGCUAUAUACAGACGUCAGCAAUUAGAGAAACAAGUUCCUUUGCAUGAUUUUAAUGCAAAUGUUUGUCAUAAUCUUACUGCUGAAGAAGCUGAUGCUAUGACUUCUUAUUUACAAAACUUAAAAGAGAAUGCAGUUGGUCAGGGAUUGGUCAAGAAACUGGCUGAUAACACUAAUAACUCACUUCAAUUGUUUAAAAAUAUGAACCUCACUCCUAAACCAUUUAAAAAAAUUAAUAAUCAGCAGUUUGAUGAAGAAGAAUUUCCACCACCUCCUUCAGAGCUUUUGUAUCCAUCUAACACAGAAUUAAAAACACCGAGCUCAUUUUUUGGUUAUAAAAGCUAUUCUAAAAAUAAUAAAUCAGAAGUCAAUAUACUAGAUAAUGCUAAUAAUAAUCCAGCUGUAUCUGAAAUGAUUUCACAAAGAUCAACUUCAAACAUAGCCAAGUCUGAAUGUUUGCCUCAACAAUGUACAAAUUUUUCAUCCAAUAUUCAAAAUGAUAAUUAUAAACCUAUGCUAUAUGAUCAGAAUGCUGAUAUAUCAUCAAAAAAUGAAAUUAUAACAGGUUCAAAAGAAUGUAUUACAUCUAAUGCUGAUACAUGUAUUCUUACUGAUGAUAAAGAAUUAUUUUGUAAACAAUGUAAGAAAAAUGUAUAUCCUGGUCAAAUUGCUGUUAUGACUGAACGAACUGGUAAAGAAGUUUUUUGGCAUCCAUCAUGCUUUGUUUGUGUUACGUGCGAGGAACUGUUGGUUGAUCUUGUAUAUUUUUUCAAUAAUUGGAAUGUUUACUGUGGUAGACAUUAUGCAGAAAUUUUGAAUAUACCCAGAUGUAAUGCAUGUGAUGAGUUAAUAUUUUUGAAAGAGUAUACAAUUGCUGAGGAACAUACAUAUCAUGUUCGUCAUUUUUGUUGUUUUGAAUGUGAUAAACCAUUAGCUGGAUUAGAGUAUGUAGUGAUUGAACAUCAGCCAGUUUGUUUAGAUUGUUAUGAAAUUAAAUAUGGCAAAAAAUGUGAAACCUGUCAUAAUAGUAUAGUGGCUACUGAAACCAGGAUUGGUUGGAAGGAGUUGAGUUGGCACCAGUCUCCAGCAUGCUUCAAAUGUUAUCAGUGUUAUACAUCUCUCUUGGGUAAAAGUUUUACUGUUAAAAGUGAUAAGCCCUUAUGCAGUAAAGAGUGUGUAAAAUCUUUUCUCAAUUCCACAGAAAUUUAAUUUUUCAUUUAUACUAUACACAAGAUGAUUCGUUAAACAAUCCUGAUAUUUAGUGUUAAAAUAAUGAAAACCUACUUCAUCAUCUUAUCACAAAAUAAUUUCUAUUCACGUUUUUAAGUAAGGUGUAUAAUAAAUUAAGAAGAUUAAACAGAUUGGAAAUCAAAUCCAUUUCUGUGAUAAUUAUGAAAUUUUUAUUUUCAUAAAUAUUGUCACUAUUUUCAGAA